Messenger RNA from Musca domestica (house fly), 3015 nucleotides. Its product is annotated as 8-oxo-dGDP phosphatase NUDT18. The record is from RefSeq and is a predicted model, not a curated record. The transcript has 3 exons. Gene Ontology annotation, molecular function: 8-oxo-dGDP phosphatase activity; 8-oxo-GDP phosphatase activity; magnesium ion binding. NCBI's taxonomy places the organism in Eukaryota, Metazoa, Arthropoda, Insecta, Diptera, Muscidae. The coding region runs from base 1548 to 2588 and encodes 346 amino acids.
CACAUUGUCAAUCUAGAUAUCGUCAAGUAAGUAUACACGAUAAGAAAAUUUCCAGAAUUUAUAUUACUCUAUUUCAAUGACUUGUACAUGUGGAACUUAAAUAUUUUAGGUCGUUAUAUAUAUUUUGUACGACAAAAAACAAACUAUACUAAACGAAUAUGUACAUGUGCGAUUCAAUAGCGUUCAUUCAUCUAAAUUUGUAUUUGUAAAAAAGUGAAUUGGUAAUUGUCUGCUCCAGACACUGCAAGAGUUUAAUUUUGCAGCGUUGGGAAUUUCUUAAAUAUUUACUGGCCGCUAUUCAGACAAUUUAGUUUAAUAAACAUGACCCAGAACUAACCUUUAAAAUUGUAGGCAUUUUUUGUUUUGGUUGUUAAUCGGUAUAUUCAAAACACUGCGGAGGCUUUUCUUCUCAAUAAAUUUCUUCCACGACUGGUUUCCAUUUUUUUGUUUUCGGUUUUAAUAAUAUAAAAUUGAGAGCAGUUCAAUAUCAUCGAAAGAGAAAGGAAAACAUAAAUUGUGUCCGCUUUUUCAUGAACUUGAAUUUACAAGAAAAAACUGGUUUUCUUUGUGCUUUUAUCUCAUUGAUUAGUAUUUGCGAUGGUUCGGAAAAUCGAGACGAUACUUUCUAAUUAUAUCAAUCUGGAUGAGAUGUAAACUACCAGCAUUUAUAGCUUUUGUGUGUUGUUUAGUCAGCGACCGCCAAAGCAAACAAGUCAAACCAGUGAUAAUAUACCACCUGUAACCGUUGCCUAGUCAGGUCUGGUCGGGCCAUUGCAUACCACACAUUUACUCUGCGUCGUCUGUAAGAUGUUACUAUUUACUACUACUACCACUACUGUUACUGUCAGUGUUUCAUUAUUAAUAUUAUGCUCUAUUGAAGAAACUCUCAAGGCACUCCCCUCCUAAUGCUCCUGCAGUGUCUUGCGCAUGUGUACAAGCUUCGAGACUCAGAAUUGGUUAAGACGGUUCAAUCCGAAACAGUUUCAUUUCAACAUUCGGCCGUGUCACGCGAAACUUUUACCAGCUUAAAACGACAACGCUUCGACAGUCUUUUAUUAUGGAUUUUGCAGAAACAUUCAAUCAUUCUUAAGAACAGAGAAAGGCAGUCGAACAACGCGAGACAUGAGAGUUCAUAAAAAUCGCACAAUAGUUUGAGUUUACUUGUGUUUGUUCGUCAGUGUGGUUGUCUACAAAACAAGAAACAAGACAAAAAGAAAACAAUUGGCCAAACCGCAUUCCAAAGCAACGACCUAAUGUUUCGUUUGUAUAUUUCUACAUACCUGUAUUCCAUUCCAAAGAUUUGCUUAUAGGAAAGAAUGAAAAACGUGGUAGUCAUUGCUCUGUAAAAUGCACUAAAACAUCAUAAAUAUUGUUUUCCUCGGUUGAACCAAUUACCGUGUAAGCAGUGCUCCUCGAAUCAAUGAAAUUUUGUGAACAUUCUUUCGCAUAACUUAGAAUUAAAGCUAUUCAAGUGUUUUUUUCUCACGCCUACAUACAUACCCAUAUACAUUGAGUGGUGAUCGAACCCAAUCGUUCAUUGAGUGAAGAUGCCUCAGACAAAUGGAUUGCCGUCAAUCGAACAAAAGCUAUUGAGCUUAAUAGCUGGACAGGACCUAGGUGACAUUACACAGGAAUUAUGUGACUUUUCUUUGGAAGAACAAAAUGCAACGGCUGAAGCCCAAGGCAUUCAGCCAACGGCUUCCUCCGAUUUUAUACCAGUGAUUGGGAAAACUGUUACAUAUAUUGUGGCCUGUGUUCUUUUCAAUGAGAAUAACGAAGUGCUGGCAAUGCAGGAAGCCAAACAAUCCUGUGCAGGGAAAUGGUAUCUACCAGCAGGUCGCAUGGAAAAGAAUGAGUCGAUUUGCGAGGCAGCUGUAAGGGAGGUGUUUGAGGAGACGGGGCUCAAUUGUAAAAUAACGACGCUUUUGGCAAUAGAAGCAGCAGGUGGAUCAUGGUUUCGAUUUGUAUUAACGGGAAUAGUUACAGGUGGCAUCUUGAAGACCCCCGCCCAAGCAGACAGUGAAUCGUUGCAAGCGAAAUGGAUACAAAAUAUACAAGAGCUGCCACUCAGAUCUAACGAUAUCCUGAACAUUAUUGAAAUAGGCAAGUCCUACAUCAACCGUCAUGAGUCUGCUCAACCUGUUUUGUGGCAUAGUGAAGUGCUGCCAUCUAAAUACUCACAUCACAAAAACUAUUUGCGUGUGGUGGCAGUGAUCAGAAAGCGCGCCACCAAUGCAUUAAACGUGCUGGUAAGCGAGAAAAAUGUCCAUCAUUUUCCCACGGUGGAAGUGCACCCCCAGCGCAGCCUACAUUCAACUUUGCGAAAGUUUAUGGUAGAACUUUUUGGAGCCGAACUUCCCCAGCAUCGUCCUCAUGGGAUACUAAGUGUAGAGCAUUGUCCUUCUCCUCCGCCACAUACCACUGACGGCAUUUGUUUGAACGUCCUAGUAGUGUUUAGGCCACCGCUCGAAGAAGUUUCAUUAAUCGGAAAAUGUACAUGGCAUGAGCUAAGUAAAACCUUAGAGGAGAAAAUCGGAAGAAUCCUAUGCAGCAAACACUCAACGAUUCCAUUGAACGUUAUACGAUAGACUACAGCGGCCAGCUAUAGCUUAAUUUGAUAAAAAAAAAAAAAACUUUAUGUAUAUAACCAAAUUUCUGUCUUAUUGCCCAAGUUAUAUUAUUGUUCGUGUUGACUCUCUACCCCACACACACGUAAUCAAAAAUUAAAUCCAAAGAUAUGUCUUGUCCCAAUUUAUACAAUAACAAGAACUAGUAGAAUGUACACCAUACUUUGUACUGCGUUGAUCUAAAUAUUUCCUUCCCUUUUCGAGCUUUAGAUGCAGGCAUUUUAAAUUGGUAACAAUUAUUUCGACUCUUUUAAAUUGAAAACAAUUCUCGCCUCCGUCUUUUGUUUCCACAACGUGUUUUUAUUAUUUGUAUAUCUAUGAUAAUGUAUUAUGUAUCUCUCGGAGUGUAUAAUUAAUUAAAAACAAUAAACUACAAACAAACGCAAAA